Molecule: messenger RNA, 17190 nt
Organism: Varroa destructor (honeybee mite)
Lineage: Eukaryota; Metazoa; Arthropoda; Arachnida; Mesostigmata; Varroidae
Biological process (GO): protein dephosphorylation
Cellular component (GO): cytoplasm
Molecular function (GO): protein phosphatase regulator activity; protein binding
Source: RefSeq, a predicted model, not a curated record
GUGACUAUAAGCGCCACCCCUGUUCUCUUCAUCGUGAUAACCCCAACAGCGGGCAGGGUCCGCAUUAAUUCGCGGCCUCAGAAAAGUGCGUGGAGAGGGUGGAAAUACCGUUCCGAGAUUGUCAUAUUAUCGUAUACCGCUUUACUGCGAACGUGGCCGCUCUGUGAAGGAUAGCAGUUGCCUCGAAUGCUUUCUGUUACCUCAGCGGCUGGUAAUGCUUGCAGAACCAUUACGCUUCAUACUGUUUUAAGUGUUGUAGGUUCUACUGUUUCGGGUACUACUUUAGAUUACAGUAGCGUUCCCUGUUUUCUGGAUACAGCGACAGCAGCAGCGAUUUCGGUGGAGCAGCGGCGAUGCAACGAUCGGCAUCGUUUGCCAACUAAAUAUAAUAUGUACGCUACGUGCAUUAAUAAACAUACUAUCCAUAGUCAGACGCCACUGGCUAAAACUUAACUGACCUGGUUGGGUUCGGGUCUGGCAGGAUACCUGCUGCCAUCGAUGGAGGGGCACAAGAAGGGCGGUUACAGAAACAGAAGCAGGCAAGACUUUCUUGCUGAAUCGGUAAGUGUUCUCACUGCUCGAUUAGCAUACCAAGAAUCAACGUUGAUAUAGGAGGAUGAACUGCCCAACCAACUGAACUUAGGAACGGGUCGUCGGUCAGCGCACGGAGCAACGCGUGUCCCCCCAUCGCUGUGGCAGUAACAGUAACGGUAGUUCUUGGCUUUACAAACCAACAGCCAACAAUAGCUCUAUUUUAUUUUACCUUAUGGCAAGAAGGUCGUGCGAUUUGAUGCUGUGUGUCGCCGACUGUCCAUCUCUGGCAGUCUAUUUUAUGACGGUCGCAAUUGACGAUUCCGAAUUCUUUUGUGUUUAAGGCGGUAGGCAUCACUUUAGACGGCUGUCUCGCAGCAUUAAGCGAACUGUGGCUACGCCCCGAUUCGAACCUAGACAACCCUCUCGACCAUGGCGCGCCCCAACUUUCUCCGCAUUCGUUCAAACGGAGUAGCUUACUACUCCCCCAACCACCACUCUCUCUCUCUCUCGCGUUUGCUCUCGCCUUUCAUUUGACGCUUUGUCUGUGUGUAAUUGUCGACUAUUGAGAAGGAGGCGGUCAGGCGGCUAUUGCUACUAACGCUUUCGUUCGAUGCAAGCAGGAGUAGCAACCGUCAUCAUAGCAUUCGACUGGAAAGGGCGGUCAUAGAAGACACACAAGCGACGGCAACAUCCAGCAGCACCAGCAGCUGCUACUGCGCGACGGUUGUUGAGGAAGGACUAACCGAAGAAAUGCCAGCGACCAAGAAAGGGACAGCGGCGAACGCAAACGAACAUCAAGAUAGUCGCCAGCAAGAAGCCGUUGUCUAGUAAACUUUAUUCUUUUUUCAAUCCCCCUUCGUGGUUCACUGUUUUUGUCGUGUUUGGCUUUCCUGAGCGUUCUUGUUGCUACUGGUCGCUUUUGUGCGCUACGACAACAAUAGCAGCAGCAGCAGCAGCAAAACAAGGGAACUAGCGACCAUAUUUUUACUUGGCCGCCAGUUGCUAGCCCGGUGCGCGUGGCCUCUUUCUGCUACCGGUGAGAGUAUUGGGAGGCAGUGACGGAAAGAGCGCCGUUUCUCUCCAACACGAAAGUCUCGCCGCUCUGUGCUGCCGAGCCCCCGCCAGUACUUUUUCAGCCGCUCAUUGUGAACACUUCCAGCAGUAGUAGCGACGACAUCAGUGUUAAGCUGAAUCGCUGGAAACUGGCCGUCUUUUUCAUCGUUGUAGGUUGCUGCUAGUGCUGUUGGCGGUUGGCGGCUUACCGGUUGUCCGUUGUGCGCUGCUAUGGCGGCUUGAAUAGCAACGGAGCUCCGCUGCUGAGGCGCCCAUAUGGCAGAAUAUAGCUGUACUAUUCUAUAGGUACUCGCAGCGGGCCAUUGGCGAUGCGGCUGUCAUCACCAUCGAUGCCUGACUGGACCAAGUUGCUUGACUAUAACAUGUUUUCAUAAACGAACACACUCUGCCUUUGUAAUUAUAAAUGAUUGCCGUAGCGAGCGGUUUCACCGACGAAUACGCUCUGUGUCUACAAGGAUAGAUGAUAGCCGUAGCGAAGGGAGCAGGUGGCUCCGCCAUAAAUGACGAACAUGACUCCGUUACAGCCGUUCGCCAUAUUGGAUUUUCCCGCUGCUGCUGUCGGCGCCGUGGCGCCCUCACCACCGAUGCGGACGAAAGAAGGAACAGAGAGGAGUCGGGAGAAAGUGAGCAGUACGGGGACAGCAGUAGUAGCGGCAGUAGCCGCACCGAACGGGCCAUGCCGCUACGACUUACGUGUCAAUCCAUACAUAGAAUAGUAAACAGUGAUGCAGCAGGCGAAAGAGCAGGCCACAAUGGUGGGGCAGCCAAGUGCUGCUAAGUAGAGAUACCGAGAUGGAGGCUGCUAACGAACGGAAAAGAACCGGAGUUCAACGCAUUAUUUGGGGUUGUAAGAGAUUUUUGGGGGAGUUGGGCUGGAUGGGUCUGGCUUUACUAACAAAAUUGAUGUCUGUGUAGAUAAGACGUAACUGCUGAAAGAAUGUAGAUUGCGCUAUUGAUAGCGAAAGUUCGGUUUACAAUGGGUGUGUUGAUGACGAUCUGCUGCUGUGAAAGUAACGGAGGAGUGAACCACGCGGGUAACAUGCGCUCCUAUGGCGAUGAACUGCUAUUUACGUUCAGAUAUGUAUAUCUGAACGUGAAUAGCAGUACGUAGUAUAGUAUACGUAGAAAAAUGUCUAUUAAAUAAUGUAUGGAUAAUGACAUACAAAUCUGGUACUGUAUACGACGUUCUGGAGUUGUUCGUAGACUUGUGUACAGCUUUACAAUGUCAUUGCUAUCGUAAGGUAGCUAUUUAUCGGUAUGCGAUCGCCUAACCGUAGUUAGAAAUAACAACGAAGCUGCCGUGGAGAUCACUGCGUCGUUUAAGGUGCUAGUUCUGAUGUUUCCUCAUUGGACCCACUUAGUUUUAAGUAUAACUGACUCAUUAGGUGGUGACGCUGUGAACACCUGAAGGUACACGAGAAUCAAACGGUCUUAAUGUAGUUGUUAAAACAAAGCAUAUCAUGUCACAUUGAAAAGCGGGAAGAUUAGAGCAGGAGGCUUCCAGAAGACGGAGCACAUGAAACAGUCGCAAUGGACUACGAACAAUUGUCAUUUUAAUAAUAUUUUGAAGCAAACAUUUAGGAUAACUUGGUGUGCCACAACUCGAAAGCGUCUCUGCCGACAUGCCGUUUCUUGUUAUGAUAAAGACCAUUCAUUGAUAUCGGCUGGGGCCCUGUAUCCCUGAUUUUAAUUUCGCUGUUUGAAAAAUUCAAGCGAAACACCCCUCAACGCCACUCACGUGCAGUCACAUACCGAAACGGUUUCAUUCUACCUACAUACACUCUUUCAGUGCACGAUGUUGCUGUUAACGCUUGAGUGCCUAGGUUCUUCGAGGGUCAUGAACUGCCGCGAGGAUUCGUCAUCAACCGCCUGACUGCCGUUACAGCCGUAGCGAUUCAUCAUAAUAAUACUCUACUAAACUCAUGGGUGAUGGUUCUCUCUCUUUGGCAUGACUGGCCUUUCGCAGCAAUAAAUGCUAAUUGAGCUCUCUAAGUAUACGUGGAGCUCCAAAAACUCUCACGCUGUUCUAAACUACCUUCUAAAUUCCUAACAUUAGCCCGCGUGAUAAGGCCUAGGUUCCAGACCGGGUUAUCCGUACACACCAGUUUUUAUGUGCUGUUCCCGAAGCACUUGCGUAAUACCGUGUAAACAGCGGGCGACUGCUGACCAACAAAUAAUAUGAACAUCUUAAGGAAGUUGGGAGGAAAGAUGGCAGGAACAAGACGCAGCCUGCAGAGAGUUAAUUAUCACUGUUAAUAAAACACAAGCCAGAUAGUUAGCCAGUUAUCGCAUUCGACAGUCCGCAAAUCUACGAACAAAAGCGUGUAUAGUAUCACGCUGGCGGCUGCGAUCUCAGUACGUGUGACUAAUAUCAUCGCUGCUGCAUGAAGUAGUUGAUCAACAAUAGUUUUCUAGCAAGGCGAAGAUAUAAUGCACUACCCAAUGUUUAUUGGAAAACGCUCUGUUUCUCUAUACUGUUAAAAGCACGUGGUCGCGUUGGAUUAAGAGGUCAGGGCAAUCUGAAGAUCUGCAACUCUAUUAGUCUGUAGACAUAAAGAACACCGGUCCCUGCAUUUGUUGGCGUAAAGAACUGAUUUAGUAAUUGUAUAGAAAGUUACCUUUGUUAGUAAAUUUAGCUACACUAAUCAGCACAACCAAUAGCUAUUGUCAUUCGUCUUAAUUAUGACCAGCAUCCGUUUGCAGGAACAGCUGCGGCAGAUACUACGAGACCUUUACGGUCGUAACAAGCAAGUCGGCGACAAAGACGCAGCACUUUCGCGCGAACUAUGUCAAUCUAUCUUUUAUGGCCAGUUAGAUUCAGCCAGUCUGUGGUCGGUUGUCUCCUGCAUUUGAUGUAGGUCAAAAAGCACUUCGGUAGGAUCAAAAAACGGGGUAAAACACACCUUAGUCGUUAAGCGUUUAAUAAAUUUAGUUACCAGUUUGGCCUGCUGCAGCAACUUUCUCUGCCUGUUUUAGCCCCUCGUCGGUGUGCUCCUCCACAGUCCCCAACAAACAUAUUCGAAGCUGUAGAGCCAGCAGCCCAGUAGUGAAAUGUGUAGUAGUCACAGUAGAAAGAAAGUAUAGUGUUGCGGAGAUACCAGCUGUUUUCGUCGGUUUGCUGAAUCGGCUAAGCCAACUCAGUUGCCCGUCGAACUCAGUCUAGCCUAAUCAGGGAAGCUAGAACCUCCAACAGGCUUCCUCGGCUCUUUGCGUCGGUUUCGGUAUGUCUAUACGAAUCUGUGUGCGUUCUUCUAUUGGUGAGUGGUUGAGUUUAGAGUAUGUGGAGACGAACCCGCAAGAAAAACGACUUACCGGUCGGUUGCGCUUGCUUGACAUGAGAAACAUCAGGGGGUCCUGCUGAUUAGGGAUUGGUAGUCGAUGGCGGCAACCGUGGUCGAUGACUGCGCUGCUCGGAUAGCAACGGAUUGAUUCAGUGACGACAAUCUUGAUCGGCUGGAUUUAAUAGGCUUGACUACACGACAAAGAUAUUUCGGUGAUUGAUCUCGGAUUCUGCCGGGUGAUUUCUGGACUUAGCUAAAUAAAGCUGAUGCAUUCGGAAACUGAGUACUCGAAUCAGCUAUCAAUUCAUGUAUGUUUGACGUCUGUGAGGCCAUUUCUUAGAUACGAUUGAUCUCUAACCGUAGUAUUUCCCUCUUCAUUCAAUCUAUUCAGCCACCCAGAACUGCAAUAAGUUUUUUCUCUCUAUAUCUGUUGUAUGUUCUAGUAUUUAUUCGUUCUCGACAGCUUUCUUGACAACGAAGCACGCUGUCACUUCAUUUAUUCAUGCACCGCAGUCGGGUGUUUUAUACCAUAUGCGGGUACAGUGAUCUUGCCGGUUGGUGUGGGUCGCACUAUCUUUUGCUCUACGACUUGGAUCGCGAUGGGUCGUAAUAAUCUUCAUUCGUCGUAGGCGGCGUAACGUGUUAUCAUCUAUGAGUCAGAAUUUCUUUGGAAAACCAGCUCACUCGCUAACUCGUCCUACUGUGUAUUAUGUUGCCCCGCAUAGCCAUAAUAUUAGGUGAGUCACCGUUUCUGGGGCCAUGCAUCGCCUAACCGCAGCGGUGCCAUGACGCGAUUUUUUUGGAAAUUCAAUCAGAGACAUACGAGGUUAGCUCGCUUUCGAUGUUUGAUUUUCGAACGAUGUGAGCGAACCCUUCAUGGGUAACGAGCUGCACUUCACCCAAACAAUUCCUGGGGCUGCUCAUCCACUGCGUUCGUGGUGUAUAGUAGCGCGGCAAACCAAGCGUGCUCGAACAAAUAGAUGCUAACAUUUAUAAGGUUCAUCAACGAUUUCAAGAAUUUCUGGUGAAAGCAGGUUUGCUGUGUUUGGAGGAUCAAAGAGAUACGAACGAGUGUUUCAUAUGUCCCUCGUGGCAUGCGGCGCGUCUGCAGUGUAUUCAGCUGGCUAUGUUGUAUGAUACGACAUCGCACGUGUUGAUGGGGACAUUCGGAAAUUCUCGCAAAUCCGCUAGCGAAAAGCAAAACCACGAAAAUGUAUUUAUAAUGAUGUAUGGUUAACUUGGUUCGUUUUCUUAUUUGCUUACACUACUCUACGACUAUAUUUGCCAGUUAGCGCACCAGUGACGUUCUGCUUAUUCUAUGAUGUAAACUUUCCUCUGGACAAGGCUCCACUCAGAUUUAGGACUGCUGUUUGGUUGUCGCCCCACAGUGUAUUUAUCAAUAUAUUAAGUAUUUCGAAUUUUUUUUCCUGUGUACAACGCUCUAUAGAAUAUAUAUGAAGGCCAUACGGGUGUUCGUUGUACCUUGAUCUAACGUCCGCGCAUUCUUGUUGGUCUCCAUAAUGGUUAACUACGUCAUUUUUAGGGAGUUAGUUUUUUCUUUUUACGAGCUAAGGAGUAAUGCGCAACGGAGUAACGCUUGAAUACAUGAACAGACAAUUCAGUACUAGCGGAGCUGAACAUCAAGACAAGAUGUGGUAAAGUACGAAGCACCGUAACGAUGUGGAUAGUCUGCUCUCAAAAGAAGGAUGAAACCGACAUCGUAACACUGAACCCCCUGUCCACAAAACGGACCCUUAUGCUAAUCGAGUACGCAUCUGUUUGGGAUGUGUGUGUGUGUGUUUGCCUUUAUGUGAAGGAUGGAACAUGCUUCUUGGAGCGCCUGGUUUACUGCUCCGUGUCAAAUUCGACAGGCCCGCGCUGUUGAACGUGGGACGAUGCUUUUCCUUGCGUGGUUUCGUCGAUUGACAGCGGAAAGGAGAAAAAAGCAAAUCAUUAAGAGAACAUUAUCCUAACGGGAAUAUUAUAAGAUUCUGUGGUAAACCAGCAACAGUAAUAAUGAUGUAGUUCUGCCUACCUAGAGAUUCUGUCCGCGUAAGGCCCCGUGUUACCACUUUUCAAGAAAAGUACUUUACUUGGCCUAUAUACUUCGUUACGAUGCUCUAGUGCUGCUCGACAGUACCUUCAUAGCUCCGUUGCCUCCUAAUCGUCAACAAUCGAGAUACAAGUUGCUAAAAGCCUCUUUCUAUUGCGUUCAUCACCGUAUCAGUGUGCAACGUAGUUAGUACUUGAUACCGGCAUAGCAAACAAAAUCAACAAUGGUGACAUCGUUGGUAUUCGUGGAGUUUUAGUGGUCACGUGUUGACCCGACGCGCCGUUGUCGCGUCACACGUCGGACACUGCCCAUUGCAAACAACAAGGACAAUGGCGAGAAUAGAAAAUUACGUACUCCAGGCGUCUCUAUGGACGUUCACUAGACAAUGGUUGCGACGUGCUUGCCACUUGUCAUUGGCUGCUGUAACCGGGUGGCUCUAUCUGAGACUUUCUCAUUGUCGUCUGUUAGCCUGUAUGUUGCGUUGUCCUAUGGAGACACAUGGUGCUCUUAUUGCAGCGCACAACUGCAUGAACUUGUGUGUCAUUUGAUAAAAUGACCAAUUCAGGCGAAGGCAGCUAACUGUAAUCGAGGUUUAAACGUUUGGCAUCUUUGCCGACUGGCGUCAACAAGAUGUUUUGUCUAAUGCAGUGCAGUGCAGUAGCAGACAGCAGAAGCAGACGGGCAAACGCAAACAGCGGCACAAGUAGAGCCAUUAACACUAGCGAUGUGCGCGUACAGCAGACAGCGAAACGGUGGGAGAGUGGAAAAUGCAAAACUGCUGGAUGCGAAAGUACAAACAACAUAGAGAGUUAGUCGUAACUGCAGCGUUGAAUAAGUGGUCGGCGUCACUUCCGUACGGUAAAUUCCGAACGGCUGUCAUUAUACAUAAUGGUGAAGCAACUGUGGACCGAGAUUUAAGAAGUCAACUGAACUCUAAAAUUUCUUUGUUGCGCGACAACUGGAGCAAGGCGGUAUAAAGUCGUCUUUGUCUGAAAGCACCUGCAUGUACGGAUGGGCGUGAGCGCGCUCGAUCAUGAUAACGAAAUGAUUAAAGGGAAAACUAAGUACGGCGAUAAAAAGAAACAAUUACGUAAAAGCCACGGCAACAAAGACGUCGCGUAAAUUAUUAUGCCCAUUAUCAUGAUGUCUCAAACAAAGCUAUUAGAAAGAAAGAGACAUCAAAUCAAAAAUCAAAGCUAACGGGCAACCACUGUUUUCGACAACGAAUAUAUUGGCUCUCUGAAUACCUAGAUACGGCAGUAUACGGUUAUGUUGACACAUAAGGCGCUCGACAGAAAUUAUAUUUUCAUAAUGUGAAGAGUGCACACACAUGGAAAUGGGGAUUUGCUGCACAAGCCUUUGCAGUGGUGUUGCAGGAUAGGUUCUUUCAAAGCUAAACGUCCAUCGAGAAAUGUGCUUUAUCAUAGUUCUUAGGUGUGUAAUCACCAUGUGGUUAUCCAUUGGGCCGACAGUCGUAGAUCGAAUGCGUAAGCUUUGCGCAGUGUGUUGCGCGGGCAGGGAAAGAGCGUAUAUCAAAUCUAUAAGUAAAGCAAAUGAAUGCUUCAACAGGUCAACAUUCCGAUAUUAGUAGGUAAGGGGCAGCACUGUGGCUUGUGCACAGAAGCUGUGAAGAUACCAAAGGGAAAUGCCCCCUAUAACAAAGCAGGUCGCACCAAGGUUUCGAUCUACUUCAAAGCAGAAGCAGACUCGCAGUAAUGGCUAUAGCUAAAGCUAUGGGACGUUGAGCUAACUGUACGAUAAAUUUCUAGAGUGCGUUUGUGAGUAAACAGGAUUCAUUUUAGUCAUAUUUUUAUAUUAUGAGUUGUUACUUACAUGCUAGUAGAUUCGACUGCCCCUCUCAAGGUGUGGUGUCUUCAAAUAUAUGCGGUAAGGACUUUAUAAUGACGAGGUUACAUGAGAUGCUUGCCCUAAAAAUGCCUUCAUAACGUCUCUCUAACUGUAUGAAUCGCAGUACUAUCUAGAGGUGCCGAAGGCGCAAACUAAGCAACUCUACAUAAGAGCAAAUAAAAAAGAUAGGGAGUGAUUAUCACUUCACAUCUCCUUCGAUAUCCUUUGAUAAGAAAACACAUUUCGUUUUGAACAUGAACCAAUUUCUGAAAGGUUAUAAAAAAGUUUAUAAAUUAUAAGAAUUAUUAUAAAAAUUAAAUAAAAUAUUAGCGAACUAUAAAAAGACUCGGAGAAGUCUUUUUGUAAUUCGCUAUGGGUGCCAUUGUUGCUUUUCUAAGUUGGAUUUUUACAGGUAGCUCUUUUCUACUCGACUUGCCGGUCUUGAAUUCCUUUUUAGCGUCUGCAGGCGGGAGAUUUUCAUGACAACAAGCAGCACGCUGUCUUCCGCAAUGCCUAUUCGAACUGGGUCAGGCUUGCACAGAACAGCAAAUGCAACAGAUACGAAAGGUGAUCGAUCUACUGACGCGCGAUUCCGAGCAGAACGUCCGCCUUGAACUUCUUGAACAGCUGAGUCUUUUAGCAGGAAUUUGUUUAGAUCGGCCCGAUGCCGCUACUGGAGCAGGCGGACCUGCGCUUAUGACGACAGCUAAUGGAACGGCAGCUUCUGGAGGAAGUCUCCGGCCUUCUGGUCCAUUCAUGCCACCGCUCCCGCCAAGCCCGGUACUAGUUCGCCUGCAACGUGCAUGUAUUCUACCGUGCCUGGCCAUGCUGAUGCGUGAUAUGACUUUACAGGUCCGUAAGCGGGCGCAGUGCGUCUUACUUCGCAUGUUGGACGCACGCUUGGUCACUCCAUCGACGAUAUCGAGUCAACUACUGCCGACGAUCCUUGAUUUGGCUCGAGUUUCGCUAGAGAACACGGGCGAAUCGGCACUUUCAGCAGAUCUUCACGACCAACGGCAGGAAGCCGCUACGUUGCUGCCGAAGUUGAUAGCGUACGUGGACCGCGAACAAGCUCAAGCUGAGCUACUUCCUCCGUUUCUCGAGCUUUGCAACGAUCCAUCGUUCCACGUACGGAGGGCGUGCGCUGUCGCGAUGGUCGAGUUGUGCCAAGUGCUCGACGCUCAGUGCAUCCAGAACAGUUUGUUAGCUACGUUCCUGUCCCUCUGCGAGGACGACGCCUGGUCUGUUCGAAAGGCUUGCACUGAAUCGUUUAUGGCAAUUUCUUGCGUGGUCGAACCUCGACUUCGGCUGGAGGCAUUAGCCCCGCGCUUCGUAUCGCUACUAACCGAUCCCGCGAAAUGGGUGGCUGCCGCCGCCUACCAAAACCUGGGCCCAUUUAUAUCAACGUUCGCCGACCCAAAACGGACAGGUCUCGAGCUCGUUCGGCCGGAAGGGGUCAACCAGGAGGCUGCUGUCCGGCGUACGCCCGACUACGAAGCACCCUUACAUGAACCUGGCGUCGUGCACGAGAACUUCAUGCGCAACAUCAGCAGUCCCGACAACGGAUUUCAGUGUCGAAGAGAAAUCAGUAUUGAAGAAAGAAUGUCUAGUGGAAGCGAUCGGGCAUCGAUCUACGCAGCACAGUUGUCCUCAUCGACAAUGGCAGCGGAUGGUAGAUGCUACGACGAUGCCACGAAUAAUAACAGUGUUCUUAUUGAUGGUUCAUCGACUACAGCGGGCACAGCCGGCUUCAGCUCGGCAACAACGAUCGCCUCAUCUGGAAGGUUGGUAUUUGGACAGCAGCGCUCUCCGCCACGUAGGGGCUUACCACUAGGCCAAGGCAACGCUGCCGGCGAUCUGAACUCGACCGAUGUGAACUUCAACAGCUUUAUGUUUUGGCGUUCACCGUUACCUGACGUUGACGAGCUCCAGGUCGACGGUGAAGUUGAAGAUGUUGUGACCGCUGGCGCCGUAAUCGAGCGAGGCGGCGUCGCUCCCAUAGGAACGGAUGUUGACGAUAACAAUGACGAUGACGCCGGCGUCGUAGUAGAACACGGCCAAGGCGAAAAAACUUCUGCAUGCGACGCAGCCGAGGGGUGUCAGGUUGCCGCUUGUAAUGAUGGGGAUUUAGACGAAACGCUUGUAGGUCUAGCAAAUUUAAAGUUGGACAAUGACUCCCCAAAGAAAAAGUCCGUUACAUUUGCUACCGGCCCAAGCGGGGCUAGUGUUAUGUUCGACGCUGCUACGGACUCGACGACGUCGCCGCGGUAUCGCGCGCAGAAAAAUGCGUCGUGGCCUCCGCAGCAGCAGCAGCAGCAGCAAGAACAACAGCAGCAACAGGAACAACAACAACAGCAGCAACAAAAUAAUAUCAUCAGCAAUAAUAAAAAUACUGAUUCGCCUACGGAGCGCGAUAUGCUUUUGUACGAGACAAACGUCUGCGGCGUGCCAGCUGAACUUUUACAACACUUUCAGCGGAUGCUUGAUCCCCAGCUCGCUCGACAGGUUGAUUGUAUUGAUCUGCCGCGUAACUGUGCCUACUCGCUGCCAGCCGUCGCACUUGCCCUGGGCCCUCGAAACUGGAAGCGUCACCUGCGUCGCUUGAUUACGCAGUUGAGCCAGUGUGUCCAGUGGAAGGUACGCCAUUCGGUGGCGUCGAGUUUGCACAGCCUGGUGAUCAUCGUUGGCGAUAGAGACUCGGUCGAACUGUUGGUUCCGCUGUUCCAUACGCUAUGCCGCGACGUCGAUGAGGUGCGACUUCCGUUGUUGCGGAACUUUCACCAAAUGUGUAUACAUCUUGAACCGCAAUCGCGCCGCCUGCUGCUAGAAGCUCUCCAUGAGUUUGCGCGCAAUGAAAAUGAACGUGUGUGGCGGCUACGGGACGAACUUGCGCGACAAAUUGCCCUUGUUGCAGGCUGUUUCUCCUUUGGCGAUCGCCUGCGUUAUUUUGUUCCGAUCCUGGAGAAGUUACUGCAAGACAAAGUCGCCCAGGUAAGAAGUUCGGCGGCAGUCUGUUUUGGCCCUAUUAUCUGGUGUGAAAAUCCAUUCGUGACAAACGGAGCAACGGUAACUACGGGAAUUGGUGAUUCGUCUUCAGUGAUGAAUGCUUCGGCGAUUUCGGUAUCUUUGUCUACUUCUAGUAUCAAGAGCGAUGUGCAGCUGCAGGCACAACAAACACAGGGGCAGCAGCAACAACAACAGCAGCAGUAUCAACGUUAUCGUAAUCCUGGAGAUAUACCCAGCUACUUUGACGCAAUGGAGCUGGUAUUUCGCAAGCUGAACAUGGAUGUCCAGUGGGCAAAAUGGCAACAUCGGCAGGCGUUCGCACGACUUCUGAGCUCGAUCGUCGAGCAGGUUCCUGAUUCUAUUGAUAUUUUGGCGGGCGCUGACGAGCAAACGAUGGCCCGCGCCACUGAAGGGUUAACCCUAUUGUGCAGUCAAAGUGUGGGACUGCGGAAUAUGGCAUUGGUGAUGAAGCUGAUUAGGCCGGAAGUUGAGGCGCUGCUUGACCAUCGCGUCCCCAACGUUCGACUCGAGGUAGCGGCGCUGCUGUCGAACACGGCGGCGCGCUGCGCCGAUGUGCUCAUGGAACAUCGGAGGACGUGCGAACCCUGCCGAGCCCGACUUAGCGACGCGGUCAAGUCGUUUGACAGCGUGCGUCUACGGCGUCGAAAGCGACGCAGACGGAGAGCCGACGUCAUUCCCAAUCAGUUCAGCGAUCCACAAAAUCGGGAAGGCGAUCCCGAAUUGGGUUCGGCAGCGUCAAACUUAUCUGGCGCAUUCGGGUGUGGGGCGCAGCUCAGCAUAACGGAUAAUACAGAUGACAACGUUGAUGAUGACGGUGAUGUUGAGUAUGAUGACGACACGCAACAGCCGGCGAUAGACAGCAAGAAUAAUAACAACAAUGUGAAAAGCGAAAAGCCAGUAAUUGGGACAGAUGCCGCACGCGAGCAAGCGAGCAAUGAAGACGAUAGCAGCACCGUUCAGAACGACACAGUGUCGACAAAGCUUGUCAAAACGGAAAAAGAACCUUUGCUUGUGGGCCACAACUGUGUAAACGCGACCGAAGUCAAGCCUGCGCCGCGCACGAAAAUUCGUGACCGUCUUCAGAAGAUAGGAGAUACCAGCAAGAUGACAGGUAAAUUUACCGAAGGAACAAAAGAGUCUUCCUCGACCGCCUCCCUAAAAACCCUCACAACAGCAACGGACACGUCUUCUACAUCGGCAGAAACCAUUAUCGUGUCUGCUAAGCAGGUGUCGUCUGCUCCCGCUGAAUGUCCGAUUCGUGUGAACAUCCAGCCGGAUGGAAACAAGCAGGAAAAGACCGAUGAGACCACAGGUGCUGACAGAAACAUCUGUAGUAGUGGUGAAAAUCAAGGGAGCAAUGGUACAAGCCUAAAACACGGUCACACCGACCGGGGCGGGUCUGAGGACAGCGAUUCGAGCGCCCAUGAGGCCGAACGUCGUCAACUUCUAGCCGUCCUCGGUAUCUCGUACCUGCCCGACGCAUUCGACAAACUUUGGGGCGACAAGGAUCCUGAUGUUCGCCGAGUGGCAUCCAACGCUGUCGACCGCUUCAGCAUGAACUGCAGCUUUGACAUUGGCGGCCGGCUGGCACAACAGUCCCUGCAAGUAAUAGUUAGCCAACGCUUGCAAACACCGGUUAUGAUUACGCCGCAUGAUACAACUGAUGCUCAGACUUCGUCGACUAAUGCGUGUGAAGUAGCCGCAUGAGAACCGUUAACGGUUAAUGUACGCACGAACAAAGGAUCUUAUAAGUUGCGUAUGCUGCUAUGCGUUCAUCGAUCCGUCCGUGCUGGGAUUUUACAGACGAAAACUCAUAUCGAUGCCGGGCACCAUCACAAUGCCACGAACGCAAGCUCGAACAGCCAGCGCGGGCCGAUUAAGGAACGAGUCAGGCGUCCCCCAGGGCUCCGGCUGUGCCUGUCACGAUUUCGACGGGACGAAACACAUGGACCUGCGAAGGAUGGGUUGAAUUGCGUGCCGUGAACUAAGUAGGUUAUCAUCAAGAUCGUACCUGCGACACAGUCGGGAGGCUGUUGCAAGAAUAGUUAAUCAGAAGGGGAAGUGGCGUUGUAAGGCGAUUUAUUGAUCGAUAUUGAUGAAGGAUGAGCAGAAGGGGAAAGGAAAAGAAACGACAAAAGCAGAAAAGCCUGUGGUAAGGCGAACCAUAACAUUUUAUUACCUCAUGACACCAGACCUAAGACUCGUGUAAUUAGGGAUGCAAUGUUACAAGUGGGCACAACAGCAAAAACAAAGAACAAGCAAUGUAGUACGUCGUAGGUGAUAUUAUUGUGAUUAUCAUAUUUUAUUGUUCUUACUAAAUAUAAAGCAGGCACAGGGAGAACAAAAUAUUAAAUAUGACGAGUAGGCAAAGCAGGCAAGUCGUCGUAGUUGGAACCUGCAUCAUCACCACUCACAAAGAAAUGGAUAUAUAAGUUAUAUACGACUACGUGCGGUAGUAUUAUUUGCAACGUCGGCUACAUGCGGGACUAUAGCGGAUAACAGCAAUGUAUUUAAAUGGAUAAUGUAUCAAAAAAUCGCAAAAAGACGCUUCGUAACACGAACGGUGGCAGGUGUUCGAGACAACCCCGUCAUUUGCUUAUAUCUAAUGGCUGUAUGUUAAAAACAUAAAUUAUGAUAAAUAACUGUAUUACUUUACAGAUGCAUUUCUAAAAACGGCAACAAAAGCCAAACCGUAUAGAUCUGUUUUCGAAGACAAGAUUCAAACUGCAGAGUAAAAAAAAAAGCCAUUAUUAAGUUGACGCGAAUUCUUUACUGUGAUUGCUUAUUUUAGUGUUCCUUGAAAAUAGCUUGAAUCUUUGGCGCCGAUAAAUAAAUUUCUUACGUUUAAAUCAAAUGCAACUUAACAGGCCCUCUUCAGCGGUUGCAUAUUGGCAGAGAAAUUCGGCAUGUAUUUUGCGACACGGCUAAGUUUCGUUGUAGUAAUCGAAAUGCACGCGCGGUAUUAGCAGAAGUGUCUCUGAAAUAUAGUCACGUCGCACUCUUGAUUGCUCACAUAUCUCAUACGAUAGCUUGAUCGAGCGGUUGAAAACCAGCGUGAAAAACAAGCGAUGAACUACUGCUACGGCGACAAUGAUAGCAAUCAAUAAUAAUAAUAAUAAUGAAUAUUAUUGUGAUUAUGGUGAUGAUUGUAAUGACAAGACAUUGUACCUGUCGAUCCUCCUUGAAAUUUUUAGUAGAUUAGUUCGAAUUGUCCUCCUGCUAGGUAAAUAACUUUUUUGUUUUGCGUAUCAUAUCUUAUGGCUAUUUCUUUUUCCUUGAUAAUCCACCGAGCACACAUUUCUAAUCCUCACGAAUAUGGACAGAUUUAUCAUGGAUUGAACGAAUUCUGCCAAUCAGUCAACAACGAAAUAGUUUUCUUGACAAGUCUUCACAGCCUGGUCUUUUAUGCUAGUGUUUGUACUACGAAAGCUACCACUACUGGUUGUUUGAUUUCAUUUGUUAUUUCUAUAUCAAUGUAGGUUUAUUCUGUGAGCGGUGUAAAUAAAUACUAUGAAAGAGAGUCGUAUUGUUAGCAGUUUGACAAAGAAAAUUAUGUUAACAAUAAUAAAAAGACAACACGACUAUAUAUACACGAUGGAACCUGUCACGUAUCACACGCUAAUCAAUCGAUGCAGUGAUUACAAUGUGAGCGUUGCCGGAUGCGUUCGACCGAUCAGUAAUCAAUGCUGGGGUGGGGUGCGUACCCGCUUCGUUUGCACAUAUCGAUAACAAUGGCCGUAGUUAGACGAGAAGUUACAUGGGUAAUUUCCUAUGAGAUGAUAACAAUCGGUGCACAAUGUUAUUACAGCGAACAUCGAAAGGAGGAUACAAGACAAAGCAAAAAUUCAUUACUGUAAACAUGUAUUACUAGGGAGAAUGACAAUUAGUAACAAUUCUAUUAAGAUAAUGGGCUACCUCUAAAGGCUAAAUUUGUCUAGUAUCUUAGAAAAUGUAGGCAAAAAUAACAGCAAAGCCUAUAAUCUAUUCAUAAGCGAUGGAAACUCGCUUGCCUUUCAAAAAUCAAGCAAAAUUAAUUGUGUUAAUUUUUCUCGAACUGGAUGAACAAUUCAGGUUCUACUGAGAUUCUAACAGAGCCCAUCGAUUUGACAAUGGUCCUAGAGAAGCAUAAGUACAUACGCAUAUAUAAUGCUAUAUAGUAUAAUAAAGGGAAAUUCGUAUUAAUGAUCAAAUCUGCGGAUGGUUAAGGAAAGCGUCUUUUAAAAAUUUGAGCGUUUCGGUGCACAUGAGAUAGUUUUGUCUGUGUGUCGACGGAGGGCUGCGAAAGCUGACGUGAAUCAGUUGCGUGGUUGCGCGUUACUGGAGUUCGAGCUCGAAAGAUGUCGUAAAAGAACUGUGGCUGGUUGUGGCGUACGAGAAUAGUUCAUAUGACAAUAAAAAUAAUUCAGGAGUGAGUAUGGAGUAGGAAAAGGAGAAAUACAUAGUACAUUUAUAGAACUGUGAAAUCAGGAGGGAAAACUGGAGAGCAAGUGAAUAAAAGUUGGCAAUAAAAUAAAAUCGAAAUAUAAAAGGAUCAAACUACGUCGAUCUUACAACAGAGGCGCGUUGACUUGAUAGGACGAACGAUAAAAACGACGAAACAUUUGUAGACCGGCAAAUUUCAGUGAAUGUUUCAGUGUUAGCUGAAUCUCGUAAACUGAAUCGCUAGUUGCUUUGACGAAAAAUGAAUUUGAUAAAAGUCCGCAUACUGAUGAGCGAUUCAACAAGAUCUGCCUGAACAUAUAUAUAGAUACGGUUAAUAAUAAUAGCACGACUGAAAACAGUGACUGCUGUAGUCGAAGGUGAGCGCGCCGAGACACGUUUGUAUCGCCGAUUUGCUCUCAAUUUCGGCGAAAAUAAUUACAGCUGCAGAAAAAGCAGGAUGCUAAAGAAACACAGAAUGCAGCCGAUUAUCACGUGAACGCGUUUCAAAACCUAGUUCUUAUAUGGCGGCGAGCAAAGAAAGGAUGUUGGCUCACUCAAUAUAUAGCAGCGUGUCUAUAUUUUGUGAUAUUAAUUCCUCGGGAGCAGAUCAACUGAUUCUAAGAAAGAAUCGAGCCUAGGUAACAUUGAAAAAGCCUAUAUGAUGCGAAAACUAGAAAAUAAUGCUAAAGUAAUACUAAUAUUUACUAAUAAUUAUUAUUCCAAGUAAAUUGAGAAUGAGAUGCGACCCAGAAGCAACAGGGGCUAUAGAUUUCGCAUCAGUGUAGAAAUACUGGAAGCACAGCAAUGGCGGAAGAGGGCUGAGUGAAUGAUAAUGACAAAUAUAUGGAGAAUUUUGACAAAUUAGAUGAAAAAGAUGAUCGGUAUCGAUCAUUACAGUGGCGAUAAUAAAGUGAAAUAAAGUAGAAUAUAUAUUAUAACUAAAUAAACUUA